UAACCGCAACAAGCGUUGCCACCGAUCACAUCAUUAAGUCCCAAUCCGAAAAUCGCACCUGGGAAAGCACGACACCGCCAUUUGCCCAUUCCCAGUUCCCAUCUUGCUUUAUUAUUGGACAAUACCGAACAUGAUCACGACUGUUUACGCACUAAACAAAUCCAACAUAUCCGAAAACUCCGUCAUAAUUCAUCACCCCAGCCAAGCUGUUAUGGACCAUGAACAGCUGACAAACAAACCCCCUCUUGAUUGAAUCGAUAUUAGAUUAGCAUUUCUUGUUAUAAUGCUACUAUAUUCUUCACAGCACAAAUGCUACGCUUUCGAUUAUUAAGUUUCUCUCUAUCUCCAAUCUCAUCAUCAUCAUCUCCAGUUUUUAAGCCUCAUACGCGGAACCGUUUUCUUUUCUUGAAUAAGCUAAGUUCGCAAAUGGGUUCUUACACAACGGCGUCCGAGUCUCAAUUAUCAGGCUCAAAGAAGCUUCUUUUCCGGCAGCUUUUUGAGAAGGAUUCUUCUACUUACACCUAUCUCCUUGCUGAUGCUUCUCACCCUGAUAAACCUGCCCUGUUGGUUGACCCAGUAGAUAAAACAGCAGAUAGGGAUCUAUCUCUUGUUAAAGAACUUGGUUUGAAGCUUAUCUAUGCUAUCAACACUCAUGUACAUGCUGAUCAUGUUACCGGCACUGGCUUGAUCAAGAGUAAGGUUCCAGGGGUAAAAUCUAUCAUAUCUAAAGCAAGCAAUGCACAAGCUGAUCUUCUAAUUGAACCUGGUGACAAAGUCUAUUUUGGUGAUCUGUUUCUUGAGGUUCGUGCUACACCAGGUCAUACAUUAGGUUGUGUGACAUAUGUUACUGGGGAUGGGCCUAAUCAACCUCAACCAAGAAUGGCUUUCACCGGUGAUGCUCUAUUGAUUCGUGGAUGUGGUAGGACAGAUUUUCAGGGUGGAAGUUCCGAGACUUUAUACAAAUCAGUACAUACACAGAUCUUUACGCUGCCAAAAGAUACAUUGGUGUAUCCUGCUCACGACUAUAAGGGAUUCACAGUUAGUACUGUGGGAGAGGAGAUGAAGUAUAAUCCUCGCUUGACCAAGGAUGAGGCCGGAUUCAAAGGCAUCAUGGAGAAUCUGAACUUGCCAUACCCAAAGAUGUUGGACGUAGCAGUCCCUGCAAACAUGCUUUGUGGAUUGCAAGAUGUGGAAUCCAAAGCCAAUUAAAGUUUUUGGUGAGCAUAUUACCAUUCCCUCGGAGGACUUUCUCAUCCAAGUGCAGGAUUUCACAUGUGAAUAAGGAAGAGUGAAAACAUCUCUGCUACUCGGCUGCAUGCCAACCAAUGUGUCGCCUGUAGCAUUCUUGAAAGUGGUGUACUCAAACUGUAAUAAUAUUACGCAAUAAUAGGUCCAUGAUUUUACUGGAAAAUGGUGGAAUACGCAAAAAACACAUCUAACAUGCUUGUGCUUAAACUUUUGGCAAAGGGGUCUGUAAAUAUGCUGAAUUCCUGAAUAAUACU
Molecule: messenger RNA, 1502 nt
Organism: Coffea eugenioides
Lineage: Eukaryota; Viridiplantae; Streptophyta; Magnoliopsida; Gentianales; Rubiaceae
Product: persulfide dioxygenase ETHE1 homolog, mitochondrial
Exons: 9
Coding region: 310-1209 (299 amino acids)
Biological process (GO): hydrogen sulfide metabolic process; glutathione metabolic process
Molecular function (GO): sulfur dioxygenase activity
Source: RefSeq, a predicted model, not a curated record